AUAAUAAUUGAGACAGACAAUCGUUGACAGAGAAGAUAAAGAAGAAAAGUCGCAAGGAGAGUCACUUUCUCUAAUUUCCUUUGGCUCCAAGGCGUGCUCUCACUAUAUAUACCGUCUCCUUCCUCCUCGCUCUUUCCAUAUUCUUCAACACACUCUCUCUCUCUCUCUAGCCCCUGAGAAAAUCGAAAUCAGCUGUAAUUGAUUCCGGAGAUUGUUCUUUGUUUCUUCCUUCGUUAAUUUCUCGUCAGAAGCAUUUUGUGAAUAGUUGUACGCUCAUUGCAUCAACAGCAGCAACGACGGGUUCAGGAUCCGGUUUUGUAUUUGUGGAGUCAGAGAAUAAUAAUAUGAGCUCUCAAGUCAGAAGAGACAGGCCUCGUUCCAAUCCUCACCAAACAUGGGUUCCUAGAGGUGCAGCUAACUCUGUGGCAGCGGCGGUUGUGAAUGAGCCUUCUUUACCUCCUCCUGCUAAUACAGACCGAACUUCAGAAAGCCUUGACGCUGGUGCUGCUGCUUCACGUCCUCUUCGGCAGCGUAACGGUUCUGCUCGUCCCUCUUAUAACAACCACCAAAGGAGUAAUAAUGUUGUUGGUCCGCCUCCACCUAGUCGACAAAGAAGAAAUAAUGCUCCGGGAAUUUUGCCUGAUUAUCGCCAUAGAGUUGCGUCUAGGACUCAGCCUGUGAAUCAGGGGAAAAAGGUGGUUAAGGAGGAGGAGAACACUACUGUGUUGGCAGACGCGAACUUGCCUCAGCUUGUUCAAGAGUUACAAGAUAAGCUGGUGAAGAGCUCUAUUGAGUGUAUGAUUUGUUAUGACAUGGUUGGACGGUCUGCUAAUAUAUGGUCUUGCUCAAGCUGUUACUCCAUCUUCCACAUGCAUUGUAUCAAGAAGUGGGCUCGAGCACCGACUUCUGUUGAUCUGUUGGCUGAGAAGAAUCAAGGCGAUAAUUGGAGGUGUCCGGGUUGCCAAUCUGUGCAGCUGACGUCGUCAAGAGAGAUAUGCUAUCGGUGCUUUUGUGGGAAGAGAAAGGAUCCUCCAUCUGAUCCGUAUCUGACUCCUCACUCAUGCGGGGAGCCAUGUGGGAAGCCGCUGGAGAGAGAGGUUUCUGCUGAGAUGGAUAAAGAUGAUCUUUGUCCUCAUUCCUGUGUCCUGCAGUGUCAUCCCGGUCCAUGUCCUCCCUGUAAAGCGUUUGCUCCACCUCGUAGCUGUCCUUGUGGCAAAAAGAUGAUUCAUACUCGAUGCUCUGAGCGGAGAUCUGUUCUUGUUUGUGGGCAGCGGUGCGAGAAGCUUCUCGACUGUGGACGUCAUCGGUGUGAAAGGACGUGUCACGUUGGCCCUUGUGAUCCUUGUCAGGUACCAGUAAAUGCCACUUGUUUCUGCAAGAAAAAAGCGGAGACUGUUAUUUGCGGAGAGAUGAACGUGAAGGGAGAGUUGAAAGCAGACGAUGGUGUGUAUUCAUGCAAUUCUAACUGUGGGAAGCCUCUUGGAUGUGGUAAUCAUUUCUGCUCCGAGGUUUGUCAUCCUGGGCCUUGCGGGGACUGUGACUUACUGCCUAGUAAAGUUAAGACGUGCUAUUGUGGAAAAACUCGCCUAGAAGAGCAGAUCAGGAGUAGUUGCUUGGACCCAAUUCCUUCUUGUUCAAACACGUGCAGGAAGGUUCUUCCGUGUGGGUUACAUACUUGCAACGAAGUUUGCCAUUCGGGUGAUUGCCCUCCUUGUUUAGUCAAAGUCAACCAGAAAUGCCGGUGUGGGUCAUCAUUCAGGACCGUGGAAUGCUACUUCACAACCUCUUCGGAGACGGAGAAGUUUGUGUGCGCUAAGUCAUGCGGGCGUAAGAAAAACUGUGGGAGGCAUAGAUGUAGCGAGCGUUGCUGCCCUCUCUUGAACGCGAAGAAGAAUGAUCUAUCUGGUGAUUGGGACCCACACGCCUGUCAGUUACCAUGUGGGAAGAACCUAAGGUGCGGGCAGCAUUCUUGUGAAUCGUCAUGUCACAGUGGCCAUUGCCCUCCUUGCCUCGAAAUGAUAUUCACUGAUCUUACAUGUGCUUGUGGAAGAACUUCGAUUCCUCCACCACUACCUUGUGGGACACCUGUUCCGAGCUGCCAGCUUCCAUGCUCGAUUCCUCAGCCUUGUGGCCAUUCCGCUACGCAUGGAUGCCAUUUUGGAGAUUGCCCUCCUUGUUCUGCCCCCGUGGAAAAGAAAUGUGUUGGUGGUCACGUGGUUCUCAGAAACAUACCUUGUGGGUUGAAAGACAUUAGAUGUAACAAGAUCUGUGGCAAGACGAGACGUUGUGGCUUGCAUGCUUGUGCCAGAACCUGUCACCCAGAGCCUUGUGACGGUUACAAUGAAUCUGAAGCAGUUUCGCGUGUUACAUGUGGACAGACGUGUGGUGCUCCUAGAAGAGAUUGCAGGCACGUUUGUGCAGCACUAUGCCAUCCUUCUUUGCCUUGCCCUGACUCGAGAUGUGAGUUUCCAGUUACAAUUACAUGUUCUUGUGGUCGCUUAACUGCCACAGUCCCUUGUGAUGCUGGAGGAGAAAGCGCCGGCAAUCUUCGUGUUGGUUCUGUCAAUAAAACCUCUGUUUUGAAUAAGCUUCCAACGCCACUUCAGCCUGUUGAGUCGAGCGAUAACCGAAUCCCUCUCGGGCAGAGAAAGCUUUCGUGUGAUGAUGAGUGUGCUAAGCAGGAGCGUAAGAGGGUUCUUCAGGAUGCGUUUGACAUCACAACUCCAAAUCUUGACUCAUUACAUUUCAGCGAGAACUCUGCUAUGACAGAGAUAAUUUCAGACAUCUAUAGGCGUGAUCCGAAGUGGGUACUGGCUGUUGAAGAGCGCCUCAAGUUCCUGGUACUUGGGAAAGCCAGAGGAAGCACAAGUGCCCUCAAGGUCCAUGUCUUCUGCCCAAUGCAAAAGGAUAAACUAGACAUGGUUCGGCUUCUAGCUGAGAGGUGGAAACUUGCGGUUAGCAACGGAGGGUGGGAGCCAAAAAAGUUUAUAGUUGUUCACGUUACACAAAAGUCGAAACCUCCAACACGGAUCAUUGGAGCUAGGGGUGGUGCUAUCUCAGUAGGCGGGCCUCACCCACCGUCCUUUGAUCCGCUGGUGGAUAUGGAUCCUAGGCUUGUGGUUUCUUUAUUGGAUCUCCCGAGGGAGGCGAAUGUCAGCGCGGUGGUACUGAGAUUUGGGGGUGAGUGUGAGCUUGUUUGGCUGAAUGACAAGAACGCUUUGGCCGUGUUCCACGACCCUGCUCGAGCCGCUACUGCCAUGAGGAGGCUGGACCACGGUUCUGUAUACAAUGGAGCCGUGGUUGUCCAGAACGCCGCGCAAUCUCAGUCACUCGGUAAUAAUGCAUGGGGAAAACUACCCAGCAGCUCAUCGUGGGAUGUGCAGAAAGCAAAUCCAUGGAAGAAAGCAGUGAUUCAGGAGAGUGAUGACUCAUGGGGAGCUGAUGAUUCCCCCAUUGGAGGAUCAUCUACAGAUACUCAAGCCUCUGCUUGGCGAUCAGCAACGAGCAACGCUCCAAUCGUCACCUCAGCUAACCGUUGGAGUGUAUUGGAGCCGGAGAAGCCCAAAACUUCCGCUUUGGAGCCAUUGGUUCAGUCAGGAGAGAGCAGCAGCUCAGAAGCUGCCGGUAAAAAGCUGGUGGAAGGCUCUGGGGAAGAAGUGGUAGAUGAUUGGGAGAAGGUAUGCGAGUGAGAAUAUGACAAUGACGAUGACUUAUUUUUUCUACUAUUUGCAAUGUAUUAAAACGACAGGUUCAGAUUUUAUAUAAUUUAGACUGUAUGCGUUCACAACUGCUGUGAGCCUAGAUGAUAAGUCAACGACCGUUUCUGUCUUGGUGUUCUUUUACUUUUGUUUCUUGACUGCUACGUAACAUGAAGUGAUAAAUACACUAUGAGGUAAUAAGUUUGUUCAUU
Messenger RNA from Brassica rapa (field mustard), 3910 nucleotides. Its product is annotated as NF-X1-type zinc finger protein NFXL1. The record is from RefSeq and is a predicted model, not a curated record. Gene Ontology annotation, cellular component: nucleus. Gene Ontology annotation, biological process: regulation of DNA-templated transcription. Lineage: Eukaryota; Viridiplantae; Streptophyta; Magnoliopsida; Brassicales; Brassicaceae. Gene Ontology annotation, molecular function: DNA-binding transcription factor activity, RNA polymerase II-specific; RNA polymerase II transcription regulatory region sequence-specific DNA binding; zinc ion binding.